AUGCAACGUGACGAAACUAAUGGAGAAGCCUCCUGGAGACUACCGCAAGCCUCAAGUAGGUCUGUAAGUGGUAGCUUCAUUACUCCUGAUAGGGACGUGGAAAAUGAACCUGCCAAGAGCGAGAGCAUAGGCCCAGGAACAGAUUCUGAUCCAGAAGCACAAAGUAGGUUCUUGGUUGAUUUUGAAGACGAUGAUCCUCAAAAACCUCUCAACUGGAACUUAAAGAAAAAAGUGUACCACACCAUGAUCUAUGGUAUAGCUACCUUGGCAGCUCAAUUCAACUCUACUACUACCGCACCUUCAGUUUCACACUUGGCGGAGUACUUUCAUGUGAGCGUAGAAAAGGCUCUAUUAUGCACAACUUUGUAUGUGGUGGGCGUUGCUUUUGGACCAAUGUUCUUCGCACCUCUCUCGGAGAUGUACGGGAGGAAAACAGGUGUUUUUGUACCACUAUUUGUAUCAAUGGCAUUCACUUUGGGUUCUGCUAGGUGCGAGGACUAUCCAAGCCUUCUCGUCACGAGGUUUUUUGCUGGCUUCUUUGGUGGGAGUCCGGUUGUAUCGUCUGGUGGAGUUCUUGCAGAUAUCUGGCCGAUAAGUAUAAGGGCGGUUGCUUUAGUAUUUUAUGCGAUGUUCGUUGUGUGUGGUGUAACGGUAGGGCCGGUCAUAUCUGCUUUGUUAACAUACCAAGUUGGCUCAGAUGAAUGGCGGUGGCCACUGUGGUUUAUCUGCAUAGCACAAGGUGUUAUCCUAAUAGUAGCUGCUUUGACGGUUUCUGAAUCGUACGCAGGAGUUCUACUGGCAAGAAAAGCUAAACAAAUUCGAAUGGAAUCUGGCAAUUGGGCAUACCAUGCUAAACACGAAGAAUGGAAUCUGGACUUCAAGGAAUACAUGAGUGUUCACCUUGUAAGGCCGUUCGCAAUGCUUGCCACUCCAAUUGUCUUUGCUCUCGCUUUGUUUGCUAGCUACGUGUUCGGUAUUUUAUAUCUGAUCGUAACGUCGUUACCGUUGUCCUUCGAAUUGACAAGAGGUUGGAAAGGUACUGUAAGCAAUGUUCCCACUCUCAGCAUGCUGAUUGGAGUUUUGAUCGGCGGUGCUGUCAACGUUUGGGGAGGCUUAAGAUAUAAAAAAUUGCUUGCAAAACAUAAUGGUGUCUCAAUUCCAGAAGAGCGGUUUCCACCUAUGAUGAUGUUUGGAUGGUUGAUGCCUGCUGGAAUGUUCAUAUUCGCGUGGACUUCAGAAGCCCGAAUCCAUUGGAUCGCACCGUGCAUUGGUAUUUCAGUCAUGUCCGUUGGGUUUUUUGUUAUUUUUCAAGGCUGCCUCAAUUAUUUGGUAGAUUCAUUCACGAAGUAUGCAGCUUCUGCUAUCGCUGCCAAUACAUUUUUGAGAUCAAUAUUAGGCGGAGUUUUCCCACUCUUUGGACACGCUCUAUUUCAGAAUCUAGGAGUUCAGUGGGGUGCUUCAACUGUUGCAUUUAUUGCCCUUGCAAUGAUCCCAAUACCCUUCGUAUUCUACUAUUUUGGAUCAAAAAUUCGCUCGAGGAAUCCAUACAUCAAACGAGUUGCUUGA
Molecule: messenger RNA, 1566 nt
Organism: Lachancea sp. 'fantastica'
Lineage: Eukaryota; Fungi; Ascomycota; Saccharomycetes; Saccharomycetales; Saccharomycetaceae
Source: the annotation of a GenBank genome assembly